This is a messenger RNA of Macrosiphum euphorbiae (potato aphid), 465 nucleotides long. The record is from the annotation of a GenBank genome assembly. Lineage: Eukaryota; Metazoa; Arthropoda; Insecta; Hemiptera; Aphididae.
AUGCGAAGGGAAAUCAGAAAAAGCACAAAACAAUCAGAUGGUAUAAUAAAUAAAUUGGAUACAACAAGGCAAGAACAAUUAGCUAUAAAUAAUAAAGAACUAUAUGAAGAAUAUAUAUUAUGGUUAAAGAACAAUACUGCUCCAUGGGACAUAGUAAAUAUAAAAUGGAAAAAUACAUUUCAAACAAGAUUUAAUUCAUUGGUUAACGGAGUAAAAAACAAUUCUUACCUAACUGAUUAUCCUGCACUAAAAAGUUCACUUGGGUUUACUUUGAUUGAAUUGGAUUUUGAAGAAAUAUAUCCAGGAAAAAAUCUUUUAUUUAAGCCAGUUACUGUGUCAAAACGAACAAACGCUGGGAGUUCAAAAACUAGUUAUUUCAGACCGUCUAAACUUGAAAUACAGCAGUCAUUUUUAUACUACAUCAGUAAUGUAUCGCAGUUAAAAGAAAUUGAUGAUGCCAAAUAA